Anopheles moucheti is the source of this 1244-nucleotide messenger RNA. RefSeq names its product EP300-interacting inhibitor of differentiation 3 (gene Nse4). The record is from RefSeq and is a predicted model, not a curated record. NCBI's taxonomy places the organism in Eukaryota, Metazoa, Arthropoda, Insecta, Diptera, Culicidae. Gene Ontology annotation, cellular component: Smc5-Smc6 complex; nucleus. Bases 95 to 1003 code for a protein of 302 amino acids. The transcript has 5 exons. Gene Ontology annotation, biological process: DNA repair.
CAGCAACAAGCUAUUCGCCUCAGGUUGCGUUCUUCCUUCGUAGGCCAAUAUAUUUCCUCGCGCAGUAACGAAAGUGUGUUUCAUUCAAGUCGAAAUGGAGCAGACCUCAGCAGACAAUCUCAACAGCUCUAGUGUUAUAUUACAACGCAGAAGACAAUAUAAUGAGCUGCUGGAUCAAGGGCAUGAUCUCGCGCUCCGAACGCAAACGGAAGAUGCGAUCAGUAUAUUUCAAGGCGUUUCAUCGAUCCUGAGACAAACAGACAGCCUUCAUCAGGACUUAACUAACCAGCGGUUGGAAAAUGCGUCGGAAAUGCGUAUCAAUGUACAAAUUGUGAAAAUGGGUCACGAUUUAGUAGGAGCAGCAUUGCAGAAAAGUGAAAGCUCACAGUUUUGUGACGAAGAACUAGCAGCGGCAAUAAACUCUAUUACUGGCGAUUCCGGUAGUCAUUUGCAGUGGGAAACUGUAGGAAGUCAUGGUAUUAAGGCUUUCCGUAUGUCGAAACACUCGCCCUGCAUGCUGGGACGUUUUGAAUUUCAAUCCGUACCGGUAGAAAGGAACGUGAAGGAGCGUCGUCGCCGCCAACGCCUGGAUUUGGGCGAUGCACGCAAACCGGAAACAGUUAAAACACUACACCAAGAGGAGGCAGAUGCCCGUAAGCUUCAAGGGAUAAUGGAGCAGCUAAAACAGAUAUACGAGAAAAGAGGUUCACCCGUACCUUACCUUCAGCUCAUUACGGAUCCAAGUGAUUACAUGAAUACCAUCGACACAGCGUUUCAGUUGUCCUUUCUUAUUCGCGACGGGGCUGUGGCUUUGGAAAACGUUAACGAUGUGUUAAGCGUACGUCCCACUACCGACAACGAAAAGAAGCAGAACAAGAGAAAUGAAGACAAUGUGCAGGCAGUAUUAUCCUUGAACAUUUCCAAAUGGAAGGGUGCUGUACAACAAUAUCGUUUGAAAAGUCCGAUCCUAACUAUCGAUCGAGAAAUACCAGACGGAUCUUAGGCAUUUAAAUAGUAUCGUUACCAAUUAUCAAUUUAGUUUAUAUUCUGUAAUACACAAUUGGAAUUAUUUUCAAGCGCCUUUUUUUCUCAAAGGAACAUUUCAAACUGUUCCAACAACACCGAACAGUAAAUAUAUACAAUAUUUAUAGCGCAAUCAACAAUAUUGCAGAAAUGUGAUAAUGAAUAUUGUUACAUGGAUAAUCAGAGAUAGAAAAUGAAAAGAAAAAAAAGCUACGUAAAAU